Messenger RNA from Suricata suricatta (meerkat), 1425 nucleotides. It is a transcript of the gene NPRL2, whose product is annotated as NPR2 like, GATOR1 complex subunit. The record is from RefSeq and is a predicted model, not a curated record. Gene Ontology annotation, biological process: negative regulation of TORC1 signaling; cellular response to amino acid starvation; positive regulation of autophagy. Bases 135 to 1277 code for a protein of 380 amino acids. The transcript has 11 exons. Lineage: Eukaryota; Metazoa; Chordata; Mammalia; Carnivora; Herpestidae. Gene Ontology annotation, molecular function: GTPase activator activity. Gene Ontology annotation, cellular component: GATOR1 complex; vacuolar membrane.
UAAGCAGACAGCUUGAUGGGUGUGUGAGUGCGCAGGCGUGCCUGAUCAGACCAUCUAGGCCUUCGGACUUUUCCCGACGGGUGUUCGCAGGGGUCCAGGCGCCAGAGACUACAGACCUGGGCUCUUCUGGCGCCAUGGGCAGCGGCUGCCGUAUAGAAUGCAUAUUCUUCAGCGAGUUCCACCCCACGCUGGGACCCAAGAUCACCUAUCAGGUCCCUGAAGACUUCAUCUCCCGGGAGCUGUUUGAUACAGUCCAAGUGUACAUCAUCACCAAGCCAGAGCUGCAGAACAAACUUAUCACUGUCACAGCCAUGGAGAAGAAACUGAUCGGCUGCCCUGUAUGUAUCGAGCACAAGAAGUACAGCCGCAAUGCCCUGCUCUUCAACCUAGGCUUCGUGUGUGAUGCCCAGGCCAAGACCUGUGCCCUUGAGCCCAUCGUCAAAAAGCUGGCUGGCUACCUGACCACACUGGAGCUAGAGAGCAGCUUCGUGUCAACAGAGGAGAGCAAGCAGAAGUUGGUGCCCAUCAUGACCAUCUUGCUGGAGGAGCUAAAUGCCUCAGGCCGGUGCACUCUGCCCAUUGAUGAGUCCAACACCAUCCACUUGAAGGUGAUUGAGCAGCGGCCUGACCCUCCUGUGGCCCAGGAGUAUGAUGUGCCUGUCUUUACCAAAGACAAGGAGGAUUUCUUCAACUCACAGUGGGACCUCACCACACAACAGAUCCUGCCCUAUAUUGAUGGCUUCCGCCACGUCCAGAAGAUCUCAGCAGAGGCAGAUGUGGAGUUAAACCUGGUGCGCAUCGCCAUCCAGAACUUACUGUAUUAUGGCGUUGUGACACUGGUGUCCAUACUCCAGUAUUCCAAUGUGUACUGCCCGACACCCAAGGUCCAGGACCUGGUAGAUGACAAGUCCCUGCAGGAGGCGUGUUUAUCCUAUGUGACCAAGCAAGGGCACAAGAGGGCCAGUCUCCGGGAUGUGUUCCAGCUGUACUGCAGCCUGAGCCCUGGCACUACUGUGAGAGACCUCAUUGGCCGCCACCCCCAGCAGCUGCAGCGCGUUGAUGAAAGGAAGCUUAUCCAGUUUGGGCUUAUGAAGAACCUCAUCCGGCGACUACAGAAGUAUCCAGUGCGGGUGUCUCGGGAGGAACGGAGCCACCCUGCCCGGCUUUACACAGGCUGCCACAGCUACGAUGAAAUCUGUUGCAAGACAGGCAUGAGCUACCAUGAACUUGAUGAACGACUGGAAAAUGACCCCAACAUCAUCAUCUGCUGGAAGUGAGACGGGUAGGCUGGUCUAGGCACGUGGCUGUGGCUACUCUCUCCUGCUAAGCCUUGCCUGGUGCAUGAGGGCUAGACUGGUAGACUAGUCCAUAUUGUCUCAAAGUUGACCAUCACUUCUGUGAAUAAAAUCAUCCAUUUCAACCUAC